GUUGCGACUUUGUAGAGAGAGAGAGAGAGCAAUUUCUUACAUCUUUUAUACUAUUUGUUGUCAAUUUGGGGUCUUCUUCUUCUUCUUCCUCUACUGCUGCUUCUUCGGUUCUUCCUCAUCCGCUAGCUUAUUUGAUUUUCUUUUAUUAAUAAUAAAAAAUAAGGGAUUAAUAAUUUAGAAAAUAAAGAAAAAAGAAUAAUUUAAAGUUUGGUUGAUCCGUCGUAGAUCUAACAUAAACAUAUACAUACAUACAUACGAGAAGAAAAUUCCACGCCCACAUCUUGAAAAAAAUCCCUUUGCUCAUCUUUCUCCUUCUUCUUCUUCAUCUUGUUGCUCAACUGUGUUUAGAUUCCCCCAUCUUCCAAGUGAGAAAGAGGAACAACAAGUAGAAGCACUCUCUUCUUAUAAGUCUAAAGCUGUCCGCUGCUGCGCGGUUCCGGUUCCUAUUCCUCCUCCUCCGAAGAAGAAGAAGACUACUAGGACCUCCUUUUCUGAAAGAAAGAUAGAGCUGUGUUUGUGUGUGAGAUUCAUCUUUAAAACUGUCAAUAAGUUCUUCUAUGUUGUGGUGGAUGAGAUGAGGGAUGCUAUCUGGGUUGAUGAACUUUCUCAAUGCCUGUCUCUGGCCACGGUCAGAUCACCAGGCCUCAGAUUCCGGCGGCCGUCAAGAGGGUCUCCUUUGGUUCCGCGACUCCGCUCAGCACGUCUUUGGUGACUUCUCCAUGGCCGUUGUCCAAGCCAACAGCUUGCUCGAGGACCAGAGCCAGCUCGAGUCUGGCUCUCUUAGCUCCCUCCCCUCUGGUCCCUACGGCACCUUUGUUGGCGUCUACGACGGCCACGGUGGCCCUGAGACUUCCCGCUUCAUCAAUGAUCAUAUGUUCCACCACCUCAAGAGGUUCACUGCGGAGCAACAGUGUAUGUCAUCGGAGGUGAUCAGAAAAGCCUUCCAAGCGACUGAAGAAGGGUUCUUAUCCAUAGUCACCAAUCAAUUUCAAACUAGACCUCAGAUAGCCACUGUAGGGUCUUGCUGUCUUGUAAGCGUCAUCUGCGAUGGGAAGCUCUAUGUGGCCAAUGCGGGGGACUCAAGGGCAGUGCUGGGACAAGUCACGAGGGUCACUGGUGAGGCUCACGCCACCCAGCUCUCGGCCGAGCACAACGCAUCUAUAGAGUCAGUACGACGGGAACUUCAGGCCCUGCAUCCGGAUCAUCCGGAUAUUGUGCUUCUCAAACAUAACGUCUGGCGAGUCAAAGGCAUCAUUCAGGUGUCAAGAUCCAUUGGAGAUGUGUAUUUGAAACGGUCAGAGUUCAACAGGGAGCCGCUGUACGCCAAAUUCAGGCUGAGGUCACCGUUCAGCAGGCCGUUACUGAGUGCAGAGCCGGCGAUCACGGUGCAUACACUGGAGCCGCAAGAUCAGUUUAUAAUAUGUGCUUCAGAUGGACUGUGGGAACAUAUGAGUAAUCAAGAAGCAGUAGACAUCGUACACAAUCAUCCGCGUAACGGGAUUGCAAAGCGGCUGGUGAAAGUAGCGCUUCAAGAAGCGGCAAAGAAGAGAGAGAUGAGAUACUCAGACCUGAAAAAGAUUGACAGAGGAGUGAGGAGACAUUUCCACGAUGACAUAACAGUGAUAGUGGUCUUCUUCGAUACAAACCUAGUGAGCAGAGCAAGCUUGUUAAAAGGACCGACGGUGUCAGUGAGAGGCGCGGGUGUGAAUGUGCCUCACAACAGCUUGGCGCCUUGCACAACAACUCCCACACAGCAAGCUUAGCUGCUGCCAAUUGAUAUUUUUACCCUGUCCUUAAGAAAAAUAUAUUCUUUUCCAAGAUCUUCUGUAACUAUUUAUAUAUAUAUAUAUAUUAUCAUUAUUGACUGAGGGGGAAAGAAGGAUACUCUAAUAAGUAGUAGUGUUUUUGUUGGGUUCCCUCCUCUUUAUUUGUUAGCUGUGGAGGAGGAGACUGGAGCAAAUCAAUUUUAUUCACUAUCUUUAUACGCUCUCUCUCUCUCUCUCUUUGAUCUUCUUCCUAAUAAUUUUUUUCAAAAGUUUA
Molecule: messenger RNA, 2040 nt
Organism: Camelina sativa (false flax)
Lineage: Eukaryota; Viridiplantae; Streptophyta; Magnoliopsida; Brassicales; Brassicaceae
Product: putative protein phosphatase 2C 64
Biological process (GO): protein dephosphorylation
Molecular function (GO): protein serine/threonine phosphatase activity; cation binding
Source: RefSeq, a predicted model, not a curated record